AUGGGCGAUCGGCGCGUGUGCCUGGUGGCCGGGGAACCGCUCUCGCCGGGGGACAGCCUGGGGCCCGUGCCGGCCCUGGGACUCGGAGGAGUCGACCCUCUGGCCGCGCUCGCCUGGAGGUGCACCGAUGACCCGGCGCCCACCUCCCAGUCCACCGUCAAGGCUCUGACGGCGUGGCGCGGCGGUUCCGAGCCUCGCGAGGGCGAAGAGGAGCGCGGCCGCUGGCUAUGCCAGCUGCCUCCGGCCCGUGACUCCCAGGAGCAGAACGUGGAGGUGGUGGCCCACGGAGGACAGAUCCAGCUCAGGGCCACCCGGAGUCUGCAGGCGGGAGAACCGCUCCUCGCCUGGUUCGGCAGGGAACUGGCCGACCUGCUGCGCCUGCCCAGCAUCCCACCUUCCUCGAGGACCGGCCACGCGGGAGAAAAGACCUACCGCUGUCCGCUGUGCAGCGACCUGUUUUCACAUCCGCAUCCAGUCAUCUCCCACCUCAUGUACCGCUGCCCAGCGCGGCACCACGCCGCCGCCUCGCUGCUGCCUCCUAGUCCCGAAUUGAGCCCCGACCUGAGCGCCGAGCCCGGGUCCAACAGAAAGCCGGCCCUGACACCGGAGCCCAGGAGGGUGAAGGGCUUCGACAUCGCCUCGCUGACGGACACCAGCCUGGACCUCAAAGGCAACCCCGCGCGGGUGUCUCUGGACUCCUCCAAGUCUCCCGCUCUCGACUAUUCGUCCUCGUCGUCCCUGCCAGAUGACCUAUCCUUCAAGCGGCCAACCAAGAAGCGCAAGUCGGACGAAGACAACGCGCCGGCUUCGAGCGCCUUCAAGAAAGUGGACAAGACGGACAGGUCUCCUGGAUUGUCUCCCAUCGCCGGCGGCUUUCCGUUCGCCUUCCCUUAUUCACUGCCCUCUUCAAGUCCCAUCUGCGGUCAGUUCCCGUUGCUUCCUGUCUUUGGAUCGCUCUUGGACUCAAAGCUCGAGGAAGAGCUCAUCGACAAGGCGUCUGCGACGAGCGCUGCAGCGGCCGCUGCCGCGGCUGCGGCUGCGGCGGCCAGGAGGUUUCUUCCGACGUCCUGUAGCUAUCCCGUGCUGCCUUAUCUCCCGCCGUCUCUAGCAGCACUCUCGCUCCCAUCGCAGAACUGGUGCGCCAAGUGUCAGACCAGCUUCCGGAUGACUAGCGACCUGGUAUACCACAUGAGGUCGCACCACAAGCGUGAGACUGAUCCCGCUAAGAAAAGGCGGGAGGACAAACUGCGCUGUCACAUUUGCCACGAGAGUUUCCGCGAGAGGCAUCACCUCACCAGGCACAUGACUUCGCACCAGUGACUUCUGUCGCUCUCCAAGUCGUCAUGACGUGUGGUGUGUUGUGAAGUUGUAUUGACAAAAACUGCAGCGUACCUGCUUUCUGGGCCUGUGACAAGACGUUCCCCCUUCCACAAGGGUUCUCGGGUCAGCUAACGUUCUAAUGUAAGAUGUAGUAGCCUUUUCAUGCGCUUUCCGUGGUUACUCUCGCAUUUCGAGGUAUUUGUGCAAAGGACUUCGUCGUCACGAAUAAGGGAGAAGUAACAGUCGGCAAUGUUUCGUAUACACGCGUUCUGCAUAUUGAAAGGGCUUUUAAGGGAAGAACGGUGGUCGUGGCUAAUGUCACUGGAUCUUGGGACGAUAUCUUCAAACUCCCCAUGGCCGUUAUUUUGGUUCAUGAAAUGAGAAGUUUCUUUUUGACCUCCUCAUUCUUGGUGAGCCGAAUCAAAUUCGCUGGUGACGGGUAGCUUUAUAGAGACGUUUCUGGAAUAGCAGGAUUUUGUUAUCCCGACACCGGCGAAACAAGCGCACAUCUUCGCUUCGCCACCACUUGCGGCGCUGGUGCUUGGCGGCAUUAAAACAAAAAAUCUGUCUUUAACUACGAAAAGAA
Molecule: messenger RNA, 1906 nt
Organism: Ixodes scapularis (black-legged tick)
Lineage: Eukaryota; Metazoa; Arthropoda; Arachnida; Ixodida; Ixodidae
Product: PR domain zinc finger protein 8
Exons: 3
Coding region: 1-1320 (439 amino acids)
Biological process (GO): regulation of DNA-templated transcription
Cellular component (GO): nucleus
Source: RefSeq, a predicted model, not a curated record